Molecule: messenger RNA, 4291 nt
Organism: Amphiprion ocellaris (clown anemonefish)
Lineage: Eukaryota; Metazoa; Chordata; Actinopteri; Pomacentridae
Gene: slc43a3b
Product: solute carrier family 43 member 3b
Exons: 13
Coding region: 313-1791 (492 amino acids)
Biological process (GO): transmembrane transport
Molecular function (GO): transmembrane transporter activity
Source: RefSeq, a predicted model, not a curated record
CAGGGCUGUUUAUUUUGUGCAGUCACCAGCACUCCAAGCUGAUGGUUUUUUUUCUGCUGCACAGCUAAGAAAGAGUGACUGAGAAAGGGAAAAGCACUGGUGACGGUUAGGAGGGAGGGAAACGGAGAAGAAGAGGAAGGAAGAGCUGGUCUAUAUAAAGCAGAGAGGUGUGGUUUGUUAGAGCGUUUUGGGGAGAUCUUCUGAGGCUGAACUGCAGAGUGACUGAAGCCACUUGUGUGAAUGUGUGUGUCCAUGCAGGUUGGAAUACAGUGUUUGUGAAUUGGGUGUGUGUCUGUGUGAGUGUGUGGGACGAUGCCGGGGCUUGAGACCAGCUUGGUGGCACGACGCUGCCUCACCUUCGCUACAGGUCUGGUGGAGUGUCUGUGUUUUGCUGGAGCUGUUUUCGGAUGGGCUUCCCUUGUCUUUGUGCUCAAACAGGAGGGAUACUUCAGCUCUCUGUGCGUCAACGCCACAGGAGUCAAUUCAACGCAGGUUCUAGAUUGCAGCAGACAAGAUGAGCAGUUCUCACUUGUCUUCACCAUUGCAUCCUUUAUGAAUAAUUUCCUGACGUUGCCCAACGGUUUCCUCUUUGACCGGUUUGGAACGACAGCGGCUCGACUUUUUGGAAUAUUUCUUUACACCACGGGUACAUUGAUGGUGGCCUUCUCAACUUCAGUUCUGCCCAGCCUGCUCUUCCCAGCCCUCUCCCUCCUGGCUGUGGGCGGCAUCUUAUUUCUGAUGACCAACAUGCAGGUAGGAAACCUGUUCGGGUCACGUCGCUCCACCAUCAUCACUCUCUACAACGGGGCCUUUGACUCCUCCUCAGCACUCUUCCUGGUAAUCAAGUUGUUAUAUGAGUCUGGCGUCUCUCUUCGUGCCUCCUUCCUCUUCCUGUCUGCCUGCAGCGGUGUUCACCUGCUCAGGACGUUCUUCCUGCUGCCCAGAAACUUCAUCCCCUACCCGCUGCCUGAUCGCUACACGUACGGGUUAACCUGCAGUAAAUCAGAGACUGUGAGCUCAGAGGUGGCAGCAAAUGGAAAUGCACAGACGGCGAUAGAGGAAGCGCCGCUCAACAAGGACGUCCCUGUCAAACAAGUGAAGAGUUUCCGUGAGUGUUUGCUGUCCAGGUUCUUUGCGUGGCACCUCCUUUGGUUGUCGGUGAUGCAGCUCAGACACUAUCUGUUCAUCGGCACCCUCAACCCCAUGCUGCAGAGGCUGACGGCCGGAGAGUCUUCACUGGUGAGCCAGUACACCAAUGCCUUUGCUAUCACCCAGCUGUGUGGUGUGCUGUGUGCUCCCUGGAACGGCCUCAUUAUGGACCGACACAAAGGCAAACCUCGCCCUGCAGGAGAGAGCGAACAGGAGGCGGACCUGCGGGCUUCGGUGCUUUCUCUCUUCCUGACAGCGCUGCAGUGUUUGCUGUUUUCUGUUUGUGCCUCCACGCCUUACCUGCCGCUUCAGUACCUCACCUUCAUCCUGCAGGUGCUCAACCGCUCCUUCCUCUAUGGCGGCAACGCAGCCUUCAUCAGUGUGGCUUUCCCGUCAUGCCACUUUGGGAAGCUGUACGGUUUCAUCCUGGCUCUGUCUGCAGUGUUUUCAUUGCUGCAGUAUCCCUGCUUCGCUCUGGUGAAAGGACCUCUGAAUGGAGAUCCUUUAUAUGUGAAUGUCGGUCUGACGCUGCUCACCCUGUUGGCCUUCAUCCAUCCCCUCUCCAUCUACCUGCACUGUCGAAGAGUUUCUUCCCAGCGAGCCAAGAGCAAAGCCAUCAGUGCCUCAUCUCAAAGUCUGUAAAGUGACACCAAAGACUCAGUCUUAAGAUUGACCACCAGUGACACUGUUACCUCUUCAGUUUGUUUUAUUAUUGGUACCCACAUGACUGUGCUGUGAUGCCAUUUCCACAAUCAAGGUGGUAAGUUUUUUCUGUUUUCCAGGCUCUGUUUCAACACACUCAACUGAAAAUUUUAAAAAAAGACACAACAUUGAAGUGCCAAUGUAAAAAGAGCGCAAAGUUUAGGAGUUGACAGACACUGAAGCAAUUUAAAGAUUUUGUAGACUCUUGUUUGCCUGAUGUCUUCAAUGCACAGACAUCAACACACACUCUGUAUCUUCUCUGAUGAUGCUCUCUGAGGCCUUUCAGCAAGAUUACUGCAGCUCAGUCUGAUUUAAUCAGGUGAAUCAUCAGCUAGUUGAGGAUGUUCCACCUCCUCACCCUGAAAACCUUUUUUGGCUGGAUGUAGCUGAAUCUGAACACACAGAUUGUGCUUGUACGUCUUUGCGUUCAUCCUGUUGCUUCCUCCAGCGGUGAAAUCAUCAGAACCUGUGCCAAUUCCAUUGCCAUAACAGAAUGAGUACUGUGUUUGAAGAUGGGGAGACAUGCUUUGCGUCAUUAGCUGUUCUUUUAUUUUUUCAUCCUGCCCAUUGUGCUCUUUACAUCAUUUUCAUAAUAGUUGAUUUUAUUUUAUUUUUUUUUUGUUCAAACUGCCACCUGGCCUUUCUGUUUGUAGGGGUUACCAGGAGUUUCCAUGUCAUGGUAAAUCGUCCCAGGACAAGUCUUCUCUUGAACAUUAAUAAGGAAACUUGGCGGUUACUCCAUUAGAAGAUUCUUGACUUGCUGUCAUAAAGGCAUUUUUACUCACCAUGCAAAUUAUUUUGAGCUCAUUCACAAACUUUUGGUUUCUUUUCAUUAGAUUUUUGUUGCUUUUAGCCUUAUUUGCAUCGUCAUCGUUUAGCCCUCUAUAGUAUAUAGUCAGUCUAAAUGGUACCUGUCAGUCAGCUCUGAGGCAUGUUUGAGUUCCUUUGUGCAACAUUGAAUCAGCACACAGAUACCCACAAACAUUUUGUAUUGUAGUGGUGUCUACUCGAACUCAGAGGAAAGCUGAGUCUUGGCACUUGAAUGUAAUUUCCACUGAUUAAUUUAAAGUUGAUUUGAAGAACAGAGCCUGGAGAACAAAAAAAUGUCCACAUACUUACAAUCUGGGAUGUUUUGCCAUUCACUAACUAACAUCAAGUGCUUGUAAAUGCACGUGAGAUUGUAGAGUAGCGUUAAAUGUGGUUUCAGGUACAGUCUAGUUGUUUCCACAGCACUGUUUGAGCAUGUUAACCACAGAAUUGGAUGCAUCUGUAAUAUUUAAGAGAUUCUGGGAUGCAGCUGUAACUGACUGCCCACACGACCCUUUAUCUCUUCCAUGUUUUCCAAGGUACAUUAUUUUAUUCAAUCUGCAUUUUUGCUUUCACACGAUCUUUUUAUUUUUUGUGACAACUUUUGGAGUUCCAGCUGAUGUUGACCUGCUCCUCGAAGCAUCUCAGUUUUCUUUCUCGUCAUGCCAGCUAUGCUAAUUUUGGUUUCCAGGAUUUUGGCGUGUCUUAUGUUGCUUGUUUAGUGCAGUCUUACUAUUUAACAUAUUUUUAGGUGGUUUUUUUUUUGUUUUUUGUAAUAUUAGCAACCUAAAGAGAUGUUGCACAAACAUGAAAACGUUACAUAUCAUGUUUAUAUCAGUGCAGAGCUCUUCAAGUUAUAUCAAUAUGCUGUAUAUUUUAAUUCUAACAGAAAAUAUAUGAAAAUAUAUGACUGAAAAGGGGACAUUUGGGAUCAGACUAUGAUGUAUAAAGUGUAAUGCAAUAACUUCAGCUCAUUGCUGGAUGUAAAAACUCCUCAGUGAAGCCCCUCUGGUCGUACAAAGAUCAGCGGUUCAGUUACUCAGUCCUGCCAUCUGCUGGCGUCACAGUGGACCUGUUCAUACUAGCAUCAACGUUAACCAAUGAAAACACCGUGAAGUUUUGUUUGCGUUCAGCUUGUGAAGUCUCAGGUGUUCAGUGUAUUUUUGUAUUUUUUUAAAUGCACUAUAUCAUAACUAAUGUUGACAUGUAAAGGAUUAUGAAGGGAUUUUUUAAAAAUUACCAGUAAGUUUCUCUGUCCAGCUGAGAGUAUUUUAUGAAGUGCCAAAACUUUGUGGUUUGUAGAAAUGGUGUUCUACAUAUAAUAGCAAAUCUAAAUGUACUAUACAAACUUAAUUGUGUUGCACCAAAUGAAACAUAUGUUUUGAUAACUUUUGUAGUGUAAAGGCAUUGAUAUCCCAAAAAGGCCUGUUCCAGAAACAGUGAAUGUAAUGUGAAACGGUUAUGUACUUGCUGGCAACUGCCACUUGCAGGUGGUGUAGAAAGUGAAACCGUUAUCUAUUAAGGAGAGAAAAGUUUAAAUGAAACAUGUCCAGUAAAUGUAUGACUUAAAUACAAACACCCAACUUUACUGUAUGUUACAUUGAAGUGAUAAUUAAAUGUUAAUCCCAGAAUA